Molecule: messenger RNA, 1213 nt
Organism: Teleopsis dalmanni
Lineage: Eukaryota; Metazoa; Arthropoda; Insecta; Diptera; Diopsidae
Exons: 2
Coding region: 82-1062 (326 amino acids)
Source: RefSeq, a predicted model, not a curated record
AAAUUUUUAUUUUGCAAUUAUACUUUUAUUUUAAAACACUCUUUUCUCUUUAAAAUCACUUAAACUUUCUUUCUUUGCAUAAUGUCUGAUAAACGUCUAGUCUUAAACAUCACUUCCGAAAGCAAGGAAUUUCGUUAUAAGCCGAAAUGUAAAAAUACUGGAGUUAAUACUCUUAUAAAUAUGCAAAACACUGAUUUUUAUAAUGCCUUUGGUUCGGAGGAUAAUGGUGCUCUGGAACCCAACACUUCGAAUCCCAUUUCAUCUAUACUUUUUGCUUCCAUUGAUAAAACCGGUCAAAAGUAUCCAAUACGUGCUGAAAAGUGCGUUGGCACGCAAAAUACUGCUGCUGAAUUUGGUACGGGAGAUACUGUCAUCACUUCUGGUAAAAUACUUGACGGCUCUUUAGAAGUUUGCUGCAGGUCUACUACGCUCCGUACUAGUAGCAGCGGCCUCCUCCAGGUAGGUUUAAAGGAAUUUAGUGAAAUUAAUGAAUCUCUUUUAUCAGCUGCUAAAUGUGAAGCAAAUACCGAUGAGGGUUGCAUCCAUUCUGAAUGCAUACCUUUCUUAAACAAUGCCAUGUCAGUAAUAAGUUCCUCAUUAGUUUUGUCUUCUACAACUCAAGAUUCAAAAUGUAAUGAAAGUAGUUUAACUCCUUCUACAUCCACAUGCUACCCAAGUUUUGAACAGAUUUAUUCUAAUGAAUCACAACCAUCAUCGGAGAAGUUGUCGCCUCUUAUUUUAGAUAUGAAUUCUGAUAUUUCUAGUACUCAGGCUGGAAAAGACAAUGGAAUCCUUUUAUCAACUCCAACUGCGGUUAAUUAUCCAAGUUUUGGAGAACUAUUGGCAGCUGACUACGAUAUCACAUUAGAGGACUUAGCAAUUCUUAAAGCUCAAGGUUCAGAAAACAGUGAAAGCUCUUUACCUUUUACUAUUUUAAAUUACCCAAGCUUUGAAGAGCUGUAUCCUGAUGAGAGCGAGUUUACAGAUGAAGAGUGUGCAUCCCCUUUGUUUGAUAAGAAUUUAGUUAACGAAGAUGAAGGGGCACCACCACGUAAAAAGUGAUAAAUUAACUUGAUAUAGAAAAAUGUUUUUUAAAGUUAUGGCUAUCGAAAUUAAACUACUUUGAUAUUGAUAAUAAACCAACAAAUAUUUUGUGCUUUAUACUUAAUAUAUUUUGUAACUAUAAUGGCUAAAACCGAUCUAUUUCAACUAA